Sinocyclocheilus grahami is the source of this 1548-nucleotide messenger RNA. RefSeq names its product membrane-associated ring finger (C3HC4) 5, like (gene marchf5l). Gene Ontology annotation, molecular function: zinc ion binding. The transcript is spliced from 7 exons. The record is from RefSeq and is a predicted model, not a curated record. The coding region runs from base 213 to 1145 and encodes 310 amino acids. Lineage: Eukaryota; Metazoa; Chordata; Actinopteri; Cypriniformes; Cyprinidae.
UACGGAAGUGGAUUAUCCGGAAGUUGUUCUUCAUGAGGUUGAUGUUCUGUCCUCCGAGAGAUUGAAAGUGUCAAAUCCGCCGGAGAUCUAAACUGAACGCAUAUCAGAAACAUUUACAUCUACAAAACAUCUUCAGCAGGUGUUGUACAUUGAGCCUGCUCUGGCUCACUCAUGGUUGAGCUGGAGAGCGUGGAUCGAACCUGACACACAAGAUGGCCUGUGCAGAUGAACCUCCAGAGAAGCACUGCUGGGUGUGUUUUGCUACGGAGAAGGAGGAUCGAGCUGCAGAAUGGGUCAGCCCGUGCCGGUGUAAGGGCUGCACCAAGUGGAUCCAUCAGUCUUGCUUACAGCGAUGGCUUGAUGAAAAACAGAAGGGAAACAGCGGAGGAGCCGUCAGCUGCCCACAAUGUGGCACUGAAUACCGGAUAAUGUUCCCCAAAAUAGGGCCCCUGGUGUACUUCCUUCAGCAGGUCGACAGAGCUCUGUCCAGGGCCAGUCCUUUCGCCGCGGCUGGAGUCGUGGUGGGCACCGUCUACUGGUCGGCCGUCACUUACGGUGCCGUCACGGUUAUGCAGGUGGUGGGCCAUAAGAAGGGUCUGGAUGUGAUGGAGCGUGCAGAUCCUCUCUUCUUACUCAUGGGUUUACCCACCAUCCCCGUCAUGCUAGUACUGGGGAAGAUGAUUCGCUGGGAGGAUUACGUGGUGCGGCUUUGGCAACGACACUCAUCUAAGUUUCAGAUCUUCGGCGGGCUUGUACCUGGUAUGACGGGGAAAACGGGGUUAAACUUGGCAAUAGUUCAUCCCAGUGUUGUUAUUGGUAUGGGCCGUCCUCUGCCCCGCAUCCCAGUGGAGGGCAGUUACGGAGGAGACCAUCUCUCUGUGUCUCGCACCCUGUGCGGCGCCCUCAUCUUCCCCUCCAUCGCCAACCUUGUGGGACGCCUCCUGUUCCACAGGGUCACGUCAAACCUGCAGCGCACCAUCCUGGGCGGCAUAGCGUUUGUGGUGAUCAAGGGAGUGCUGAAAGUAUAUUUCAAACAGCAGCAGUACCUCAUCCAGGCCAACAGACACAUUCUGAAUUACCCAGAGCCCGAGGGACGAGCAGACGGCACUUUUGAGGACGACAAUGAAGACAGUAGCAAUGAAUGAAGACGAUGCACUUGAGGAAAUCAACAAAUGCACUGUAGUGUAGGAUUCUAAGUAUAAAGAAAGACAUAUUUACAGAUGUUUAAAGACAUAAUUUCUCAGCUUCACGUGGCUCUAAAUCAGCACAAACACAUAUUUGCUAUGUGUUACCUAACUGCAAGGAUGACUGAAAUUCUUUCAUCAGUGAGAAACGUUUGUUGGGGUGUUAAAGUGCCUGUAAUAGCAAAAUGCACCAGUAGAUGGCGCCAAAUGCACAGCUGGUACCUGCACUGUGCACUGCUGACUCUGAUGAAGACAUUGUCAUUUAGGCUGCAAAUGUACCAGCAGAAUGAGAAUGAGUCAAUUGAGUCUGAUUGAAGAUGAUAAGCACUGGCUCUUUAAUGACAAAUAAAGGAUAAUAAACCCA